Messenger RNA from Aspergillus puulaauensis, 648 nucleotides. RefSeq lists its product as uncharacterized. The transcript is spliced from 7 exons. NCBI's taxonomy places the organism in Eukaryota, Fungi, Ascomycota, Eurotiomycetes, Eurotiales, Aspergillaceae. The record is from RefSeq and is a predicted model, not a curated record. Bases 1 to 648 code for a protein of 215 amino acids.
AUGACGACGCCUUCGAUAUUCAAGUGCCUCCUUGCGCACCUGUGGAUCACGCCCACGUUCCUUGCGUUGGCAUUCGAUCCACUGGGCAUUGUGUAUGAUGUCGCAAAGUCAAGCCCACAUCUGGUCCGGCGCGCGGGAACGUUGGGUAUUUCUAUACCGGCGAUCACCAAAAAUGGAGACUCAGAGAGGCCUUAUAGUGUAGACGGAGAUUCAUUUACGGAUUACGAAUCCGCGGCCCAGAGAAGCUGCGAUAUUCAAUUCGACGUUUGCCAGAGGGCUGCCAACACGAAUAGCUCGGUUUUGUUCUCACUUGAGGAGUGUCAGAGCCAGCAAAAUGAUUGUCGAGCUGACCCACCAGCUGCAGAGGAUGAAAACGCCUCGAUGACUGUUGCCUCAGAUGAUAGUUCAGGUUCAACAGUAUCGGAUACGGCGAAUUCAGACACAGAGAGUUCAGGGCCAACGGGUUCAGGCACAACGGAGUCUCAGACAGCGGAUUCAAACACCGCAGAGUCUGUUGCAACAGGCUCUGGCACAACUGAAUCAAAUACGGCGAAGCCAAUCCCAGAGGAAUCGGAACCCGAGCCAACUCUGGUAUCACAGACUAUGCUUCCGUACGAUUCGGAGUUUGACCUUCUCUGCGAUCUUUAA